Choloepus didactylus (southern two-toed sloth) is the source of this 924-nucleotide messenger RNA. Its product is annotated as keratin-associated protein 9-2-like. Gene Ontology annotation, cellular component: keratin filament. NCBI's taxonomy places the organism in Eukaryota, Metazoa, Chordata, Mammalia, Pilosa, Megalonychidae. Bases 1 to 924 code for a protein of 307 amino acids. The transcript is spliced from 2 exons. The record is from RefSeq and is a predicted model, not a curated record.
AUGAGCUGCUGCUGCUCCCCUUGCUGCUCCCCUUGCUGCCAGCCAACUUGCUGCAGAACCACCUGUUGUAGGACCACCUGCUGCCAGCCCACCUGCUGUGGCUCCAGCUGCUGCCAGCCUUGCUGCUGCCCCAGUUGCUGCUACACAACCUGCUGCCGGCCAGCUUGCAGUGGCCCCGUGUACUGCUCAAGAACCUGCUACCAACCAACGUGCUGCUGCGUGCCCGGUUGCCUAGCCAAUAGCUGUGGAACCAGCUGCUGCCAGCCUUGCUGCCAGAACACCUGCUGUGGGUCCAGCUGCUGCCAGCCUUGCUGCCGCCCAGUCUGUUGUCAGACCACCUGCUGUAGGACCACCUGCUGCCGCCCCAGCUGCUGCUGCAGCCCUUGCUGUCUUUCCAGCUGCUGCCGCCCUUCCUGUUGCUACUCCCCGUGCUGCCAGCCAACUUGCUGCAGAACCACCUGUUGUAGGACCACCUGCUGCCAGCCCACCUGCUGUGGCUCCAGCUGCUGCCAGCCUUGCUGCCUUCCAUCCUGCUGUGGCUCCAGCUGCUGCCAGCCUUGCUACUGUCCAUCCUGCUGUGGCUCCAGCUGCUGCCAGCCUUGCUGCUGCCCCAGUUGCUGCUACACAACCUGCUGCCGGCCAGCUUGCAGUGGCCCUGUGUACUGCAUGAGAACCUGCUACCAACCAACGUGCUGCUGCGUGCCUGGUUGCCUAGCCAACAGCUGUGGAACCAGCUGCUGCCAGCCUUGCUGCCAGAACACCUGCUGUGGGUCCAGCUGCUGCCAGCCUUGCUGUCAGAACAUCUGCUGUGGAACCAGUUGCUGCCAGCCUUGCUGCCGCCCAGUCUGUUGUCAGACAACCUGCUGUAGGACCACCUGCUGCCGCCCCACCUGCUGCUGCAGCCCUUGCUGUCUUUCCAGCUGA